Molecule: messenger RNA, 1296 nt
Organism: Cyprinodon tularosa
Lineage: Eukaryota; Metazoa; Chordata; Actinopteri; Cyprinodontiformes; Cyprinodontidae
Exons: 6
Coding region: 163-759 (198 amino acids)
Biological process (GO): intrinsic apoptotic signaling pathway in response to DNA damage; positive regulation of apoptotic process; mitochondrial fusion
Cellular component (GO): mitochondrial outer membrane
Molecular function (GO): protein homodimerization activity; channel activity; protein heterodimerization activity
Source: RefSeq, a predicted model, not a curated record
CCGCUACUUCCGCCUUACUUCCUGCCCAUGAAGAAAACUAAAACAUUAAACCAGACGCCGGCGGUCCCUCCGAGUUAACCCGGUCUCUUUGCUCCGUGUGGGUUCUGCUCGGCUGCCGGUGGUUCUGGGAGCCAGCUGGGGCCCUGAGGAGAGUUUGGAGCCAUGGCUGAGCGAGGAGAGGAGGGAAUGGAGGCCGCUGAGGGCGGAGAAGACGUCAUCGAUGAUCCCAUCUUGGAGCAAGGAGUGGUGGUGCUCAGGGGGUACGUGGUAGAGCGUAUAAACACGGAGGACCCCGACCGCCAUGUGGUCUCUGAGGACCUGGGAGGAAGGCCGCAUGAACUGGAUGACCCGGAAGUGAAGGAAGUGGUGGAUCAGCUGUUGAAAAUAGCAGAUGACCUGAAUAGAAACGCAGAGUUCCAGCGGCUCAUCAACCAGGUUCAGCUAAACUGCGCCAAGGAAGUCUUCAUGAUCGUGGCCAGAAGCAUCUUUAUGGACGGCAUCAACUGGGGGAGAGUGGUGUCUCUCUUCCAUCUGGCCUACAGACUCAUUUACAGGGCUCUGACCACCAACCACCUGGAGAACAUCCGGAUGGUGACCAGCUGGGUCCUUCAGGUGAUCAGAGAGCUGCUUUACCCCUGGCUGGUGCAGCAGGGAGGAUGGGUUGGCGUGAUCCAAAGCUUCUCCCGAUGGAGGACUGCCAUCAUUGCUGCGUCGGUUGUUGUCAUAGCAACAUUUGUUUACUACAGAUCGAAACGCUGAGAGCCGCAGCCUUUCCUGGAGACAUGCAGGAUGCUGACAAGGACAGUUCCUCCAACUUCAACAAUCAUUCCUCAACCUGAAAUAGUUCUGAAAUCGAUAUAUAAAUGUGUUUAGAUGGAUAGAUAGAUGCAAUAAGUGACCUGGUGCAACACUGAGGUCUGUCCUGCUUCAGUGCUCAUCACAUCAAAUGUUAGCAUCUAACUUCUGUUUUCCUGAUUGGAGAUCCUGCAACCAUCAGCUGUGUGGGAGCUUGCUGCACAAGUUGGAGGUUCUCCUGGGUUUCAGUAAAAUACAGACUUUAUGGUAGCUAGAAUUAAGCCUGCCGGCUUUGCCGUUUAAUCUGACGGACCUUUAUGGGCAUGGCUGCAGCAGCGGCUGAAAGCGCUGAUCGUUUCUUUCCCCGUUGAGAACUGGGCACCAGAGUUCACCUUUUCACUCCAUCCUUGCAAUGAAAAUCUCAGGGAGACAUUUUCUAAUGAAUCCUUAUUAAGGUGUUUCUUUUAAUAAACAGAGAUGCUUUAAGGUGCAAGUAUUUAA